GCGUGUUUGUGGCUCAUAUGGUGAUUCUGUUCAUUUUUCCCUUUCUUUUAGUUUCAUGGAACAAACACAGAGAGUCCUGAGCCAACCCCCUCCCAUCCCCACUUCCCAGCCCAAGAAGAAAAGGACAUCGGUGCAAUCUAUCUUUUCCAAGGUCUCUUGGAAACUGAGGUUGCAGAAGCGGGAGCCUUUGAAGAAUGUGGUUUUCAUCUUGGCAGAAAGAGCCCGGGAUCCCAAUGCUGAAAAGCGCCAUCUGGCAAUGAGAGGCCUGGGCACCUUGGCCCGUGAAGCCCCUGACAAGCAGGUGAGAAGGUACAAAAAAGUUUUCCUUGACCUCCUGGUGCAUGGACUGUAUGAUACCCUGUGUUCUGAAGUGAUCCACGAGAGUGUGAAGACCCUGACCAUCAUGCUGGGCAAGAUCCAGGGCCAAGGCCUGGGCUCCUUCUUCAUAGACAUCACCCUUCAGACCAGGACUUUACUGGAUGAUGAGAAUGACAAUGUGCGGUACUCGGCCUUUGUUCUAUUUGGGCAAUUGGCUGCGUUUGCUGGGCGGAAAUGGAAGAAAUUUUUCACCCACCAGGUUAACCAGACACAGGAUUCUCUCCUGACCCAUUUACAGGACAAAAGCCCUCAGGUUGCCAAGGCUUGCAAAAUGACUGUUCGAGCCUGUGUUCCGUAUCUGAAACCCAGGAGGGAGCAGUGUUUCCAAAGUGAAGAAGAUCAGAGGAACCCCAGGCUUUCCCGGCAGCUGAGCCAUUAUCAUCCUGAGGUUCUGCUGUUCCUCUAUGCUAAUAAAAUCCUCUAAGUCCAGAGAGGCAGAGGAAAUGGCUCCAUGUGAGUGACCAGCUCCGGGCAUCCUGUUCCUGCUGCUGUCUCAUUGGGUACCUCUUUGACUCUUCUCAUGUGACUGCUACAGAAAAGAGGAUGUCAGAGAGCAACUGAGGGGGCGGGGGAUUACUCUGGAAGUGUACUCUGCACCCAAAGUAAAAUUCUACAUUACUUCCACG
Molecule: messenger RNA, 1004 nt
Organism: Cricetulus griseus (Chinese hamster)
Lineage: Eukaryota; Metazoa; Chordata; Mammalia; Rodentia; Cricetidae
Source: RefSeq, a predicted model, not a curated record